UGUAGAAAUUCGACCAGCAUUAGGACCUGGAGGAAUCCCAGUCUCUCCUACAUCGUCUGGUACCAUCUCGACAGGAGAGGCAGCAUCGAGAGAGGGGAUAAAAUGGCCAGUCAGUCCCAAGGAAUACAGCAGCUUCUCCAUGCUGAGAAACGAGCGGCGGAGAAGGUCGCCGAGGCUCGGAAACGGAAAGCUCGGAGACUGAGACAAGCGAAAGAAGAGGCCCAGGGUGAGAUUGAGCAAUACCGUCAGGAAAGGGAGAAGGACUUCCGACAUAAACAGGAAGCGGUCAUGGGCUCUCAGGGUAACCUGGCUACGGAGGUGGAGCAACUCACGCGGCAGAAGAUCCAGGCCAUGCAGGCCAACCACCACCGCAACAAGGAGAAGGUCCUCCGACAACUGCUCACACUUGUGUGUGACAUCAAGCCCGAAUUCCACCAGAACUACCGGGUGCAAAUGUAGACGGGCUUCACGUGUAAUUGGACGGGAGCGGACACACUGUGGACUGUAUUGUGAUCAUCUUGAGUAUUGUUCCCUUGCUUGACCUUGUGUAUUAUACAUUGCAGACACUCCCCGACUUGCGUUAAGGUUUACGACCUCGCAUGAGCCAGACGUUACGUAGGUAAGUCGGAGACGGAUGCAUGUGUAUGUGUAAAUCUACUGUUCGUACUGUGUGGUGCCAGUGGGAGUGGAGACCACGGUGGAGCUCCAUGGUGGGGACCAUGGGGGAGCUCCAUCAUGGGGACCGCGUGGGGGGCUCCAACAUGGAGACCAGGGGGCUCAGUGGGGACCACGGGGGAGCUCCGAGGUGGGACCCAUGGGGGCAGCUCCGAUGCAGAGACCACAUGCGGGCAUCCACGGGAACAGCAGACUGGCUUGCGGAAACGGCCGCAUGCAACAGUGCUUUUCUACCGCAGUUUGGAAAUAAAGCAGCGGGCCUGAAGAAUUGCUUACGAAAGUGUGAGUUGACACGUCACCUGCUACGUAUGUCGGGGAGUGCCUGUAUACAAUAAGUUAUUGUAUUCAUUAACCGGUAGUAAUUAAGUUGUAGAAAAUAUACAGCAUGUGGAUACCUAACAUUGAUGUAGAUAGAAAAUAGACACAAAUUGCUGGAGCACCUCAGCGGGUCAGGCAGCAUCUCUGGAGAACAUGGAUAGAUGAACCUUCAGGUCAGGACCCAGCUCCUGUCUAAAGAAGGGUCCAGACCUGAAACAUCACCUAUCUAUGUCCUCCAGAGAUGCUCCCUGACCCAUUGCAUUGCCCCAGCACAUUGAGUUGUAACUCGCUCAGUUCUAAAGGCUUGGCUGAUUAGGUGAAAAUAUCAAAUGUAAUAACAUGGAACGGCAGAUGCCGGUUUAUACCAAAGGCAGAUACAAAAUCCUGGAGUAACUCAGCGGGUCAGGUAGCAUCCCCGGAGAACGUGGCUAGCUGACGUUUCUGGGCAGAACCCUUCUUCAGUCCCUGAAGAAGUCUUAAAGCAUUAAGAAAACAUGUGCAAUAUUUCUGGUUGUAACCCUUCGUUAGACUAGGCUUUCUUGAUAGUUUAAGAUGCCUUUGGGGUCGGAAAGAAGGGUUAUCAUAGAAAAUAG
Amblyraja radiata (thorny skate) is the source of this 1586-nucleotide messenger RNA. Its product is annotated as V-type proton ATPase subunit G 2-like. Lineage: Eukaryota; Metazoa; Chordata; Chondrichthyes; Rajiformes; Rajidae. Gene Ontology annotation, molecular function: ATP hydrolysis activity; proton-transporting ATPase activity, rotational mechanism. Gene Ontology annotation, biological process: synaptic vesicle lumen acidification. The record is from RefSeq and is a predicted model, not a curated record. The coding region runs from base 103 to 459 and encodes 118 amino acids. The transcript has 4 exons. Gene Ontology annotation, cellular component: vacuolar proton-transporting V-type ATPase complex; vacuolar proton-transporting V-type ATPase, V1 domain; synaptic vesicle membrane.